Molecule: messenger RNA, 1284 nt
Organism: Trichoderma atroviride IMI 206040
Lineage: Eukaryota; Fungi; Ascomycota; Sordariomycetes; Hypocreales; Hypocreaceae
Source: RefSeq, a predicted model, not a curated record
AUGUCACGAUCUAAUGGCAGUUCGCUCUUUGGCUGGAAUAGCAAGGCAACGCCAACGGCGGAAGGUGAACUUGACAAGCCUCCUGUUCCGGAACCACGGUCCAACCAGGCAGCUCGGGAUAGAGCUCGAAAUAGUCGUCGUCAACCAACCGAAACUCCUAGUGGCGGAGGCAGGGUUGCUGGACAUGCGUCGAAAUCUGAGGGCCAAGCCGCGCGCGACUCCCAUGUCACCAGCACUCGCGACCUGAAAUCUCAGCUGCAGCAGCAGGAAUCUUUGAUAAACGACCUCUUGGCCAAGGUGCAAAGUUCCGAGAUGAAGGUGCAAAGUUCCGAGAUUGAGGUUCAACAAUUGCAGACAGCACUUGGACAAGCAAGACAACAAGCAGGGGUGAUUACUGACCUCUCAGACAAACUGCUGGCCGCCGAGGCUGAGAUUCGACAACUACAAACUAAAGAGCAAACCUUGCGAGACUUUAUGCUUCACAAUGCCAAUGACCAGGGCAGCAGCGAGCAAGCCGUGAUAAACCAGUACACACGACUUGGCCAGAGCAUCCAUAAGCUUGCCAUGAGCAAGACGUACCACGUAGAGCGAAGCACCUCUUUCGCCAGCCAAGGCAUUUGGCCACAGAAUGACAAUCUUGGCGCCUUGUGGGAAGCCUCCUCUCGGCCAACCCGUCUACUAAUUCUACGAGCGGCCAUCUUUCAAACUUUGCAUAGCAAGAUCCUAAGCCAUGAGGUGUUCGAUGUCCACGGGACAGACACACACCUAGUCACAGAUCUGGCCAAAGUAUUGGGCCAGUUCGAGCGCACCAUUGUCCAUCAAGGGGCCUCUCGUGACACCGUGAUCGACUGGAGACUGUCCACUUUCAAGUGUAUCAAAGCUGCCGGAUUAGAAGGCACGGACUUUGGCGUCCAAGUUGCGCAAGACAUGUACGACGUGUUUUCGCCCCUCAUAGCGGCGGAGGCCACGCAAGAGGAACAGACCAAUCUUCGUCGCAUCAUUAUAGACCUCUGCCAGGAGGCAUCAGCCCUGCGGCUCCUGAUGCGCAAAUCUCGUGAGCCGUACGAAUGCUGGUUGAUGGCAAGGGGCCCACUCAAGGACAAACUGCAUCUGUGUGACAGCUUCGGGGAAGUGGCUGGUGAUUCAACGCAGACGGAAAGCCUCAUUUCCUUCACGCUUGUAGGUGCUUUGGUCAGGUAUGAGAGGUUUGGCAGUGAGGAGCCGAGAGUAUUGGAGAAGGCUCAGGUUAUUGUGACAAGCAACUAGGGAGACAAUAUAGCUAUG